Molecule: messenger RNA, 219 nt
Organism: Cokeromyces recurvatus
Lineage: Eukaryota; Fungi; Mucoromycota; Mucoromycetes; Mucorales; Mucoraceae
Exons: 3
Source: RefSeq, a predicted model, not a curated record
AUAAUCAUAAAUGAAACAGUAGAGAGACAGAUAAAGAAGCAAAAGACCAACCAUGAGGACAAAUUAAAAGAGAUUGAAGACGUCGAGUUUAGACAGAAGUGGGUUGGGUUUUUGGCCGAUGCCGAACAAAGCAAAAACUUUCAUCGUUAUAGUCCGGAGAAGAACGGUGUAACUCGUUUGGGUGCAAAGCUAUCACCCCAUCCCGAUGCAAAUAAAGAU